GUGGAGAAGACAGUGCAGGACCUGAUGAAUCUGAUGCACGACCUGAGCGCGUACUCGGACCAAUUCCUGCACAUGGUGUGCGUGAAGCUGCAGGAGUACAAGGACACCUGCACCCUGGCCUACAGGAGCAUCGUGCAGUCGGACGAGAAGCUGGUGAUCAGCGCCUCGUGGGCCAAGGACGACGACAUCAGCCGGCUGCUGAAAUCGCUGCCCAACUGGAGCGCCAUGGCCCAGCCCAARCAGCUGCGGCCCAAGAGAGAGGAGGAGGAGGAUUUUAUCCGGGCCGCUUUCGGCAAAGAAUCCGAGGUUCUGAUCGGCAAUUUGGGCGACAAACUGAUCCCACACCAGGAGAUCCUGCGCGACGUCAGCGACCUCAAGGCCUUGGCCAACCUGCACGAGAGCCUGGAGUGGCUGGCGGGGCGAACCAAAGCUGCCCUGUCCAGCCUGGCCACGGCCCCAACCACGUCCCCAGGACAGGAGAGCCACAGCAGCUUGGAGCAGCUCCCAGCGUCGGAACAGAUCCUACAGAGCCUCAGUGAGCUGGGCAGGUCCUUCCAGGAGAUGGCGGAACGCUGCCUGUUGGUGCUGCACCUGGAAGUCAG
Messenger RNA from Malurus melanocephalus (red-backed fairy wren), 602 nucleotides. RefSeq names its product exocyst complex component 4-like. Gene Ontology annotation, biological process: Golgi to plasma membrane transport; chemical synaptic transmission; exocytosis. The annotation marks the transcript as partial. Lineage: Eukaryota; Metazoa; Chordata; Aves; Passeriformes; Maluridae. The record is from RefSeq and is a predicted model, not a curated record. The transcript has 4 exons. Gene Ontology annotation, cellular component: synapse; exocyst; growth cone membrane.